GGACCUCAAGGUACGAGGCAGCCAGAAAGUAAUGCACCUGAGGUUUUAUGCCAAAUAUAGGCAUUUUCUCUUUUCAAGCUUCAACAAUUGUCAGAAUAGUUUGAUAUUAUCUUCGUCGCACUGCAGGCUGUCUUCUUGUAGUUUUCCAACAGUCUUCAGGACAAAUCGCACAGUGCUUAUGGAGCAAGUGGAACCCACGUUGUUGGCUGAACAGGAGGGUACAGCCUCGGACAUUACCGAAUUCACUAAAGAAAAAGUGUCAAGGACAGAAAAUAAGCAGUGCGAUUCGGGAAAACGCAAAAACGACGAGCCAGAGGAAACUGAGAGAAUAGGACGAGGGAAGAGGCGAAGAGGAGCGGGAGCAAAGAAAGUUUGCCCUGGAGAGAGGUACGUCCCUCCGCCGCAGAAACGCAACCCUGGAGUUAGCUUCAAUCAGGAACAUUUCAGUGAGACAACCUACUAUUUUGAAAACGGUCUUCGCAAAGUUCGUCCUUACUACCAUGAUUUCACAACAUACUGCAAAGGACGCUGGGUUGGCAAGACUCUCCUGGAGGUUUUCAAAAGUGAAUUCAGAGCUGAGUCCAUGGAGUACUACCAGAGAGCGGCCAAAGAGGGGCGCAUACGCCUGAACGGCACACCUGUGGACGACCUCUCCAUUGUGCUAAAAAACAAUGACCACAUGAGAAACACUGUGCACCGCCAUGAGCCUCCUGUGGUGGGGAAGCCUUUGAAAAUCUUGGCUGAUGAUGGUGAAGUCCUGGUGGUGGACAAACCCUCCUCCAUCCCGGUGCAUCCCUGUGGCCGCUUCCGACACAACACGGUCAUCUUCAUCCUGGGUAAAGAGCAGGGCGUCUCAGAGCUCCACACAGUGCAUCGACUGGACAGGCUCACCUCUGGAGUGCUGCUAUUUGCACGAAACCUAGAGACUUCAAAAAGGCUGGACCAACUAGUCAGAGACCGACAGCUUGUAAAGGAGUAUGUGUGCCGGGUGGAGGGGAAGUUUCCAGAAGGGCAGAUCACCUGUGAGGAGCCCAUUCUGGUGGUUUCCUUCAAAAUUGGCUUGUGUCGUGUGGAUCCUAAAGGUAAAGAAUGUCGCACUGUGUUUGAGAGGCUCAGCUUUAAUGGCAAAACAAGUGUGGUGCGCUGUUUACCACUUACUGGCCGCACCCAUCAGAUCAGAGUGCACCUACAGUACCUGGGCUUCCCCAUCCUCAAUGACCCCAUUUAUGGCUCCUCUGCCUGGGGUCCACACAGAGGUAAGGGAGGACUGCUGAACAGGACUAACGAGGAGCUCCUGCAGGCUCUGGUGGAAGAGCACCGGUCUCAGGAGAGUCUACACCUCUUGGACCUACCCGAGGAUGCCAUCAGGGAGGCUGAAGAAAUUAAAACUAAAAAUAUCUGUAAAGAUGGUACAGAUGCAACAGAUUCCAGCAUUAAGGACAAUUAUUCAAGCAGUGAGAACCCUGUCAAAGGCUCUGAUGCCGAGUUUUCAGCUCCCAGCGCGAUUGCAACGAACAGUGAACUGGACCACCUAUGCAGUGAAUGCAAGCUUGUACGAGCUGACCCCACAGAGAAGGAGCUCAUUAUGUAUUUGCAUGCCUUACGCUACAAAGGUCCUGAGUUUGAAUAUUCAACACAUUUACCAGAGUGGGCAGAAGAGGACUGGAAAGAGACUCUUUAAGGCCCACUCCUGUCAUCAAAACUUUAUUUUGCAGUUUGGAUGAAACAUUUAGUUUUUCAUGCAUACAUCAUAUAAAUUAUUGUUUUUGGAGUGAUGGCUGCAUUUCUUGAAAUAGCAAAAUUGUAUAGUUAGUACUGUCAGACCUGGAUAAAUAAUGAAGAAGGAUGACAAAGAAAUGCCUGUAAUCCUUCAGUCGUCCAAAUCAAUAGGGCUACUUCCUGUCAGAACUGAGGAAUCUUUCUGGAUGAGCGUCCAAUUGACAGAAUUUAAUUUAAUUUUCUUUUGCUGUGUUAUGUGUUAAAUACAAAAUAAUUGUAUGUACUUGGUCUCCCUAAAAGUGAUGAUAUCAGAUUGCAUUUACAAAAGUUAUACAACUUGUUCAUUAUUCUUUUAAAAGAAAUUGUUUUAGAUCAUGUUUAUGCAUUAGUCUUGGACAUGUAUACAUCAGUGGAAUGGUAAUCUCCAAGAUGGCAUGUGUAUUCAAAGAAAAAUUGUAAUUCUGAAUAGGUGGAGAAAGGUUUUAACAAAAUCAUCUAAAUGAGACAUUUUGUGCUGUUAAGAUUAGAUGUGCCUUCUCUUUUAGUACCGUUUUUCCUGUCUUUUACAGGCAGAUAUGCUUUCUGUUAUUGAACUCCAUUUAUGACAAAGAGGUAGAGACAACUAUUGAUAAGUUAAAAUCUUGACUUAAGCACUUGAUACCGCAAAUAUUCUGUAAGUGGUUGCAUGUGAUAUGAACGUACAGCAGUAUUUUAACCCUGGUUUAAAAAUGCACUAUUUUAAUACAAAAAUAUAUAAUUGCAUUUUAGUUGAAUUGAGGCCAUUUCAGAAAGGGAAUUAUAUUCAUUCUGCUUAUGCCCUAUUAAAUUAUUGUAUUACUUUGUA
Molecule: messenger RNA, 2563 nt
Organism: Boleophthalmus pectinirostris (great blue-spotted mudskipper)
Lineage: Eukaryota; Metazoa; Chordata; Actinopteri; Gobiiformes; Gobiidae
Gene: rpusd2
Product: RNA pseudouridine synthase domain containing 2
Exons: 4
Coding region: 32-1681 (549 amino acids)
Biological process (GO): pseudouridine synthesis
Molecular function (GO): RNA binding; pseudouridine synthase activity
Source: RefSeq, a predicted model, not a curated record